This is a messenger RNA of Hypomesus transpacificus, 346 nucleotides long. It is a transcript of the gene mocs2, whose product is annotated as molybdopterin synthase sulfur carrier subunit. Lineage: Eukaryota; Metazoa; Chordata; Actinopteri; Osmeriformes; Osmeridae. The transcript has 3 exons. Bases 80 to 346 code for a protein of 88 amino acids. Gene Ontology annotation, cellular component: cytosol. The record is from RefSeq and is a predicted model, not a curated record. Gene Ontology annotation, biological process: Mo-molybdopterin cofactor biosynthetic process.
CAGAUAAGGAAGUAAAUAUGCUGAGGGUCUCGUUGAAAGUAGUUACGGGCAGCGUGUCAUUACUAACUCGUUUGCAUACAUGACUACUAAGGUGUCCGUGCUCGUGUUGUAUUUCGCAAAAAGCGCAGAUCUCACGGGACUAAAAUCUGAAGUGAUCCAUGUUCAGCCGGAACUGACAACCCUCGCGCUGUGGCAGGAGCUUGUGAACAGACACUCCCGACUGUCUGCUGUGCGGGAGCAGAUUGUGCUGGCUGUGCGUCAGGAGUACGUGACUAUUGGGUGCCAGCUCGUAAACCUGAAAAACGGAGACGAGGUUGCUGUCAUUCCGCCGUUAAGCGGAGGAUAA